Lucilia cuprina (Australian sheep blowfly) is the source of this 996-nucleotide messenger RNA. RefSeq lists its product as uncharacterized. Lineage: Eukaryota; Metazoa; Arthropoda; Insecta; Diptera; Calliphoridae. The transcript has 2 exons. The coding region runs from base 266 to 697 and encodes 143 amino acids. Gene Ontology annotation, molecular function: odorant binding. The record is from RefSeq and is a predicted model, not a curated record.
UUAAUUGCUAAAAUAAAUUGUACUCAUACGCAUUCUGUUAACGCUUUCCUAGUAAAUUUAUAUUUACAAAAAAAAAAAUCAACAAUAAUAAAAGUAGCCAUAAAUCACUGCAAUUAAAUACAAAUAACUAUUAUAUUUAUAUUUCAAAAAAAAAAAUAAAAAAUCACAAAACAAAAUAUAAACAGUUUUUAAUUGUGAUUUGUCUGCCGAACUGUUUACAGCUGAAUAGAUCUUCAAAACAAAAAUCAAAUAAAUUCAAAAUAAAAUGUUUCUUCUAAAUUUUGCAAUAUUUUUAAUAAUGUUAACAAGUGUAAAGUGUGAUUUAUGGAAAGUGCCCACUGCAAUUGAUAUACAAGCUGCUUUUGAAACAUGUGAAAUAUCUAACGAAUACUUUCUUAAUGCAGAAGAAAAUUACGACCAUGAUUCCAAUGAUAUCAGAUGCUUUACAAAACAUUUGGGUUUGUGGACAGAUGAAGAAGGUUUCCAAGCAAAACGACUAAUAAAGUUAUUGAAGAAAUAUCAACAACCCAUAGAAAUUGUAGUGGUAAUUGGUUAUUGCAACCGUUCUCACAAACAAAUCAACAACCCGGACAGAUGGGCCAAUGAAGCCUAUCAAUGUUUUGCCAAAGGACGCAUAGGUCAGUGGAUUAAUGAAUACGUCAAAAAUGUUUACAAAAAUAAAAUAACAACAAAAUAAACACAAACCAUUAUUAAUACACAAGUUAAAGAUUUAUUUUUAAUUCAUUUCCUGUGAAUUAAGUUAAUGUUUAUGGUCAACACUUUCCUUAACCAAUUGCAAAUGGGAACGAAUGAAACACAUGCCACCACGGUAGGCCCAGGUGCAAGCAUCACUACCUUGCGUAUUCUUGUCGGCACAAUGCUCAAUUUUUUUAUGUAUUUCAUCAUUAUGAUCGACGGUACCAUGUUCACCUACCAAUUGAUGGUGAAUUUUGUGGACAUCAAAACCCUUAUGUUCAUCAAAGAAGCCAAAGUGUU